AUGGAGGCGGGCGGGCGGCACAAGCGGCUGGGGGUGCGGAUAAGGGCGGGUGACCCUGGGGGCUGGGAGCGGGUGGAUGCAGGCAGGAGGUGGAUGCUGGCUUACGAGCGUGAGCUGAAGGAGACGCUGGUGGAGAAGCUGAAGGAGUAUGAGAAGAAGGCAGCCCAGCUAGCGGAGCUGACCUUCCAGGAGGACCUGUGGGUGCUGAAACGAAGCCGGGUCAUUGGCAUGACGACAACAGGGGCUGCCAAGUACCGAAAGCUCUUGCAGAAAAUCCAGCCCCACACUGUGAUUGUGGAAGAGGCAGCAGAGAUCCUGGAAGCUCACGUUCUAACCUGCCUCACGCCGGCCUGCAAGCACCUCAUCCUGAUUGGAGAUCACCAGCAGCUGCGGCCCAAACCCGCCGAUUACACCUUGGAGAAGAAGUAUUUCCUCGGCAUCUCCCUGUUCGAGCGCAUGAUAAAUAAUCAGAUCCCCUAUGUGCAGCUGCUCUAUCAGCACCGCAUGCGCCCAGAGAUUUCCCAGCUGCUGGUGCCGCUCUUUUACAAACAGCUCAAAGACCACGAUGCCGUUGCUGAAUACGAACAGAUCAAGGGCGUGGAGAGCAGUGUCUUCUUCAUCCAGCACACAGCGGCCGAGAGCCACAGCGCUGACUCCGAGAGCUACAGCAACAGGUUUGAGGCUGCCUUCCUGGUCUCGCUGAGCAGAUACCUCCUAGAUCAGGGAUACCACGAGAGCCAAGUCACCGUUCUGACUCCCUACCACGGCCAGGUGCUGAAAAUCCGCACGCUGAUGAGGAGCAGGGACAUGGGAGACGUGGCUGUCCAUGCCGUGGAUGACUUUCAAGGGGAGGAGAAUGACAUCGUUCUUCUCUCGCUGGUACGAAGCAACAGAGAAGGGAGGAUUGGUUUCCUCCAGGAUAAGAAUCGGCUCUGUGUGGCUCUCUCACGGGCCAGGAAGGGCUUCUAUUGCAUUGGAAACCUAGCUGGCAUUGCAGCUGGCUCCAACAGCAAACUGUGGAAAGAUAUUCUACGUCUCCUAAAGAGAAAGAAACUUACGGGGGAAGGCCUGACGCUGGUGUGUCAAAAUCACCCCGAUACCAAGACAGUGGUGAAGGAGAGUUCGGACUUCAGUAAAAUCCCUGACGGAGGCUGCACGCUCCAGUGCCAAAUCCGGCUGGAAUGCGGCCAUCCCUGCACGCGCCGCUGCCACCCGUACGACAGGGAUCACAGCCUGUACGUUUGUCAGUUCCAGUGCUCCAAGCUGUGUGAGCUCAACCACAGGUGCCCGAGAAAGUGCAAGGAACCUUGCGAACCUUGUUCCGUGGAAGUGGAAAAAGUCAUUCCAAAGUGUGGGCACCUCCAGACCGUCCCCUGUCACAUGCCAGCUGAUCACUGGCUCUGCCAGGAGCCGUGCAAGCAGCUUCUGGAAUGCAAACACCCAUGCACGCGCCGCUGUGGGGAAGCCUGCAGCACCUGCAGGUGCAAGGAAAUGAUUGACAUCACUCUGCCCUGUUCUCACGUAAUGAGAACUGAAUGCUACAAGCAGAAAAUGCCUCCGAUCUGCCUUGAGACAUGCAACCAGAAACUCGAGUGUGGACACCACUGCAAAGGAAACUGCUAUGAAUGCGUGCAGGGCAGGCUGCAUGUCCACUGCCGUAACAAGUGCACGAGGGUCCUUCUGUGUUCCCACCAGUGCCAGGAAUCGUGUUUUGAGAACUGUCCUCCGUGCAAGAGACAGUGCCCCAACCAGUGCAGACACAGCCGCUGUGAUAAGCCAUGCGGGGAGAUCUGUUUUCCCUGCAUACAGCCCUGUUCCUGGAAAUGCAGGCACUACCGGUGCACACAGCUGUGCUCCGAGACGUGCAAUCGCCCCCGCUGCAGUGAGCCCUGCCAAAAAUCACUCAAAUGCAGCCACCCCUGCGCAGGCCUCUGUGGAGAGCCGUGUCCGCCCAAGUGUCGCACGUGCCACAGAGAUGAGCUGGCCGAGAUUUUCUUUGGGGCCGAGGACGAGCCGGAUGCCCGUUUCGUUGUCUUAGAAGACUGCGGACACAUUUUGGAGGUGCAGGGCCUGGAUCGCUGGAUGGACGGUGAGCCAGACAAUGCUCAGGCCCAACACGUCCAGCUGAAGGUGUGCCCCAAAUGCGCGACACCCAUCCAGCAUAACACACGUUACAACAACGUGAUCAAGGCCAUCCAGCAAAAAAUCAAGGAGAUCAAAUUGAAGAUUCAGGGAAACAAGGAAGAACUUGAAGCUGGAAAGCAGCAACUGCUCCUUCGGCUGAACAUCGACAGAGACCUCGUGGCCUGGGCGGGUAUGGAAAGAAGCAUUCUGAACACGGUCUCCCGUCAGAGCCUUCUGGACUUGGAGAACUCCCUAAAUUUCUUUGCAAGUCUCUCCAGACUGAAGCAACAAGCGAAGAAGUGCACAGCGGCGAGAGAACGCAAUUUGAAACGGAAGAUUGAGGCCGUGGAGCACUGGAUCGGCAGAAACAGACACGCCUUCACAGCUCAGCAGCUCAGGGAAUGCAGGAAUGAGAUCAAGAGGAUAUCGUACCUGGGAAACAUCUUUGAGCGGCUGAGUGGCUACGAAAACAAACAAGCAUCGUUAUCCCCCGAGGCUGUGGCACUUGCUAAUGAAGCCAUAGGCGUCCUCCAGCAGCAGGACCCUUUCACCCAGAGUCGGGAGGAAUCUCUCCAGAGGGUGCUGGAGAAGAUUGAUGAGUGGCUUCCUGCGGCAGGACUGCAGCUCUCCGAGGCAGAGCGGGUCAUGGUAACAGAGGCCAUGCAAUUUGGCAGGGGCCACUGGUACAGAUGCCCUCAGGGCCAUUUGUACACGAUUGGGGAAUGCGGCCGUCCAAUGCAGCAGAGCACCUGCCCCGAGUGUGGAGCUACCAUUGGGGGGCAAAACCACGCUCUCACUCGGGAUAACAUCGCCGACGAUCAAAUACUGGAACCCGCUAGCGCACAGGAGCGAGAAUCACGUCUACAGGAUAGUAUCUUAGCUCUGCCCAGCUCCAAAACAGUCAACUAUUGUCCAAAUGGAUACUUCAGCUUUGCUGUUGUAUGCAAACUCUUCCAUUCUGAAAAGAGGCACUGA
Molecule: messenger RNA, 3099 nt
Organism: Trachemys scripta elegans
Lineage: Eukaryota; Metazoa; Chordata; Testudines; Emydidae
Product: NFX1-type zinc finger-containing protein 1-like
Exons: 7
Coding region: 1-3099 (1032 amino acids)
Biological process (GO): regulatory ncRNA-mediated heterochromatin formation
Cellular component (GO): nuclear RNA-directed RNA polymerase complex; nucleus
Molecular function (GO): zinc ion binding; helicase activity
Source: RefSeq, a predicted model, not a curated record